AUGGAGCAGUUCGAGUCGUUGCUAACUUGUGCAAUAUGUUUGGACCGGUACAGAAACCCGAAAUUGCUGCCAUGUCAACACUCCUUUUGCCUCGACCCCUGCCUGGAGGGCCUCAUCGACUACGUCAGAAGACAGGUCAACAAUCCCAUUCUCGUGAAAUGCCCAGAAUGCAGGGGAGAGCAUCGGAUCCCGUAUCAAGGGAUUCAGGCCUUCCCGACCAACGUCACCCUUCAGAGGUUCUUGGAGCUCCACGUGGAGAUCACGGGGGAACUGCCAGACCCGACGACUGGCAUGACUAUGGAAAGGUGCGGGGUGUGCUCGGAGAAGGCCUACUGCACGGUCUGCGGCCACUGUGACAAGAAGGUGUGCGAAUGCUGCAAGGCUGCUCACGUGGACAUCCUCAAGCGGGAGAUCCAACGCAUCAACAAUCAGGUGAAAAGGGGGUUUCAUCGACUCCAAGAAGCAAUCGUUCAGGUCGAGAAGAACACCAAGCUUCUGCAGAACAAUUGCAAGCACGUGACUGAGGAGAUCACAGACCUUCACACAAGGCUACAGAAGGCCCUUAAGGACAAGGCCGAAGCCCUCAAGAUGGAGGUCGAGAACUACUCGGUGAAGGAGACGAAGAACCUGAUGACGAUCAAAGAGAACCUGGAGCAGGAGAUAUCCAACAUCGAGAGCAAUUCCGAGCUGGCUGAAAAACACAUGACGGGGGAAGGCGUGGACUGGGACGACCUGGAACUCCUGGACACGAAGGAAACAUUCCUGCGAACGGUGGAAUUCCUCCGCAACUUCGACCUGGAGACUUCGGACUACAGCAAGCGCGUCCGUCUCGUUCUUCACCAGGACCCGACGCAACUCCAGCUCGGACUGAGCAACGUGGGGGAGAUCAACAUCCAUUCGACGAUGCCGUCUCAAGUGGUGUCUUUGGCGGUGCCGGGUGUGAUGAGAUCGAAGAGCGAUCAUCGACUGGCGGCGCAGUUCCGCGAAGACCGCAACAAUCUCUACCCGUCCGACAGUGAUCUCUCCGGUCUUUCCCCUCUUUCCCAGCGGCGUUACCUGAGGAAGGAGGAGUCGGAUGAAGGAGAUCAGCCUCGUUCGACGAGGUCUCGUUAUCGCUCUCGCUUCUUGAGGAGCGAGCAGCACGAUGACUCGGACGGAGAGCCUUCGGCAGCGCGAAGCGUCCGAUUCUUGGAAAAGGAGAACGGACACCAAAGGGAAAGGGUCCUAGACACCGAAGAUGCGACCCGAGGUCCGUUGAGUGGGGUCACCCGACUCCUGGAUUCCCCUCGAGUCCUCAAGAGGCUCGUCGAAGGGGAAGCAAAGGAAAAAAAAGCCAAAGAUAAGCCUCCCCCUUCUCCUUCCCCGGCCGCCCCCACCCCCCAAACCCAGCAAAAACAGGCGAAACCGGCGGAGCCAAGAAGAACUGCGCGUCAAGUGAGCGAAGAGGACGAGAUCACGAAGCAGAAGAAGAUGAACAAGCGAUGGGAACAAGAGCAGAAUGCCGCAAGCAGCACCACGACAGGUACCACCACCACUGCCACCACCACCACUACCACCACCACCACCACCACGACGGCGACGACCCCCCAGAGCGAGACACCGGCGACUCCAACGAGACCUCCACCGGAACGACUUUCCCAGACCCGCCGUGACGAACCCAUCGGAAGAUCGGCUCCACCUGCAGACGCAACCCCACAACCGCAACCGCAGCAGCAACAGACCGAAGGAAGGAGAACCUCCCAGACCCAAGGCGAAGACCGAGGAACCCGCACGAGCGCGAGCCGAGGAGCGACCCAACCGGACACGACCGUGCCCUGGCGCGUGAACGCCCUCAGGCAGCGAUCCCAACCCGUGAACAGCACCGACAGCGACGAAGAAACCUCCCGCCCGCCUCUCAGCCGACAGACCUCGGCGAAAGCCCGCAAGGCCAGCACCGACAGCACCUCCUCCUCCACCUCCUCCGGGACCGGCUCCUCCCGUACCUCCCCCGUCCACAACACCGGAGCCCCCUUCAGCACCGACGAACUGAGGACCCGCUUCCAGAGACCCGCGACCGAGUCCUCCGUCCCGAAUGCCACACGGAGAAGCAGCCAAGAUGCCCCCCCGACCACUUGCCUGAAAUUGCAAUUGCAUGCAGUUGCCUGGGAUAUUUCCACGGAGCUCGCGUCCGUGGAGGAACGAAGAACGAUGCCCGAAUUUGCGCACCGAUUUGUUCGACUGCCGUCGCUGGCUCGUUUCGCCCCCAUUUUUGCAUGCAAGAAGCCAGACGGCGUCGCACUCGGGGGGAGCUCUACUCCCGCCCUCGCCUCUCGAGGAUCCGGGAGUAGCGAUUCGGACGCGGGCUCCUCGAGCGAAGAAGAAGUAGCCGGAGUUCCUCGCGGUCGUGGCAUCGACCGCACGGACAUCGGUCCCCUCCUGGCCCGCAGCGCCCAGGCCCGAGUGUCCACCUCCGCCGCCGACUCCUCCUCCUCGCCCCUCGCAUCGGGAUACGCGAGGAGUCGCACUUCCGGCAGCCUCUAUCGAAGCGGGGCGUCGGAACCCAGCUCUCGUUAUGCGACGACGACCGCUGGCACCUCUCCCAGCAGGACUCGUCGCUACGGGAGGAUGGAGGCGGAGGAUACCGAUAGCCGGCCCUGGAUGACGGGAAAAUACCGGCGAGGGCGCUACGGCUACGGCGACGACGACGUCGGAACCACUGCCAGCCGCUACCGCAGCAGCAGCCGUCUGUUAAACCGUAGCAAGAGCUCGGCUGUGAUCGGCGGAAUAGACGACGCGGACGACGGAGACGACGAAGGGUUCGUCCGCGACGCAGGGGAGCAACCGCCAGGCCGAUCCCGAACUGCCGUCAUCGGUCGAUCGGGGACAGCCCACAGCCCGAGCUCUGGCCUCGGGGUCAACGACGAUUCCACGCAUGUGCACAAAAAGAAUGGAGAGUCUUCACUCAGCUCUUGGGCCAGGUACCUGAAGAACAAGUACGGCGAGAGGUACAAGGAGAGAAGCAAGGAAUUACUGCAGAAGAGUCGGAGUUCGGGGACGCUGAGCAUCCUGGCGAGGGACGGAAGCCCCGACGGCAGCUCGGAGGACGAAGCCAACAAAGCCUCCUCGCCCACCGCUGCCAAGAACCAGUACCUGCAGAAGCGGAAAGUGCUGUACGCAUUCGGCAGCAGGGGAAGCGGACCCGCCGCCUUCACGUGGCCGCGAGGCGUGGCCGUCACGCCGGAGAACAACAUCGUCGUCGCGGACUCGUCCAACCACCGCGUGCAAGUCUUCACCGAAGCCGGCGGGUUCGUGAAGGAAUUCGGCCAGUAUGGGAAUGCGGAGGGGGAGUUCGACUGCCUGGCGGGGGUCGCUGUCAACCGCAUCGGGCAGUUCAUCAUCUCGGAUCGGUAUAACCAUCGCAUUCAGGUGUUCGAUCCCUCGGGGCGUUUCAUGCGAUGCUUCGGGAGCCAUGGGUCGUCCGAUGGGAAAUUCAAUUAUCCCUGGGGCGUGACCACGGAUGCCCUGGGCUUCGUCUACGUCUGCGAUAAGGAGAAUCAUAGAAUCCAGGUGUUCCAAUCGGACGGGACGUUCGUGGGGAAAUUCGGGUCUCUGGGGAAAGCCCCGGGAGAGUUGGACAACCCGCAUUACAUCGCCGUCUCGUCGACGAACCGGGUGAUCGUCUCGGACUCGAACAACCACCGGGUGCAGAUCUUCGAUAUCAACGGGAGGGUCCUCACCGUGUUCGGCGAGGAAGGAUCCGGGGAGUCCCAGUUCAAGUUCCCCAGGGGAGUUGCCGUGGACGAGCAGGGCUAUAUCUUCGUCGCUGACUCUGGCAACAACCGGAUUCAAAUCUUCACAUCUGACGGCGUUUUCCUGCGCAGCUUCGGAGCGUGGGGCAGCGGCGAGGGCGAGUUCAAAGCCCUCGAGGGCGUCGCGGUCAUGACCAACACCAAAAUCGUCGUCUGCGAUCGGGAAAACCAUCGCGUCCAAGUCUUUUGACUCUUCCGAUUUCUCACUUAUAGCUCACUAGGAUAUUCUCAUUAUUCUCAUCGCUUUCUUCCUUUCUUCUUUCUCCCUUUCUCGUGCGUUUCUUCCCCUCUAAUAAAUGUUAUUAUGCGGU
This is a messenger RNA of Darwinula stevensoni, 4099 nucleotides long. NCBI's taxonomy places the organism in Eukaryota, Metazoa, Arthropoda, Ostracoda, Podocopida, Darwinulidae. The record is from the annotation of a GenBank genome assembly.